Paramuricea clavata is the source of this 9619-nucleotide messenger RNA. The record is from the annotation of a GenBank genome assembly. Lineage: Eukaryota; Metazoa; Cnidaria; Anthozoa; Malacalcyonacea; Plexauridae.
UGGGUAACUGCUCCAGACUGCAUUUUCUGCACCACGCACAGAAGAUUUUCCGCGCACAUUUUUUAUGCUUUCUAUAUAUUUACUAUUAAAUUUUCGAAAUCUCCGGCACGCAAUUUCCAAACUUUGCAGUCUGGUAUAAACUGCUAACAUUAUGUUAUUUCAUUUAUUAUUAUUAGUACCUUAAACACUUUAUCACGUCCAAAUAUUCUUCAGUUUUUCCUGAAACACACUUCUCCUUUACAUUUAACUUUUCUUUCGACUUUUUCAAAUCUUUCUUGAGCUGACAGACAACUUCAGACAGCGCUUGCCUGUCUUGCAAAUCAUCUUCUAAACUUGCUUUUUCUUGCUCCAGCUCGCAAAUCUUCCGUUUUGCCUUCUGCAAUUCAUUGUUCAAAAACUUUUCUCUGUUAGUAUUUUGUUCAUUUUCCUUUUCGUCAUGUCGUUGCCCCAAUAUUUUGUCAGAAUUUCUACUUUUGUUACUAUAGGCGACUUUUUCGCCAUCUUUUUUCAGUUUACUACUAGUUCCAAUUGUUUCAUAACUUGACGGUGGUAAAAGGACAGGCUUUGCACUAUCUGUUGUAGUUUUUGCUGCAAUAUUUUCGUCUGGUUUUGUAAAAUGCGAAGGAGCGAGAAAUUUUGGAUUUGAGAAACCCGCCAUAUUUGUUUUUAGUUACCAGUCUUUCUUUCUACAUGAAGUAUCCCAAAUCAUGGAAUCCGCUGAUGGGGCUCGUUUUAAACAAUAUUUUUUUACUUUUUACACGUGAGAUUUUUAUUUUGUCGAAAAAAAUUCAGGAUCGAAGAAAAUAUAUUUGAAAGCGAUGGGAAAAUUACGCAAGAAGGUAAUCUAGUAACUGCAGGUGUUAGUUAUGUAGGUCUAGUGCGGGCGAGAUGAUUGUGGGAGCUCUAAAACACUCAGUAGUUACUGAGCAUUUUUUUAUGUGUCUGUAGUCAUAUAUUAAAACGUCCCAUAACCACCAGUAGCAACUUUGCCACUCAAAAAUAGAGAUUUCUAUUUUGUGCUCCAAACUGUUGAUAAAGUGCUGAGUAUAGUAUAUAAAUAGGGAUCAUCCAUAAUUUAUAUCAACAUUUUCACAAGCACACAUUACAGAGAUUCAGGGAGUACUCUCUCACCCCACAAGGGCCAACCCCCUAAUUUCCAAGGGUGGGUAGUAGCGAAGUAGUUGUAGUUCGCUACUGUAGCGAACUACAAUUUUCAAGUAGCCAGUAGUUUUUGACUACUUUUUCAAAACAGUAGCUGUAGUUAUAGCGAACUACAUUUUGCCUAAAAGUAGCCAAGUAGUUGACUACUUUUCAAACAGCAAAUCGCUAUUCGCUACUUUUUUAAAUUGUUAGCAACUUGAUAGAAUAGAAUGUUAUUAAGGACACAGUUUGCUUAAAAUCAAUACUCAAUUUGCACCAAUAAAGUAUACCGUGCAACUGUUCAAACUGUGCAAGUGCAUGCCCACGUAAGUCGAUUUGUUAUAGGUUACAUUACAGCCUGAGCUAUAGUAGAUGUUCCAAAUACAGUAAAAUUAAAAAAUAUUGAGUAGAGAAAUAGUUCGCUACAUUUUUUAAGCAGUAGCUGUAGUCAGUAGCGAACUAUUUUUGUUCAAAAGUAGCAGUAGUUGUAGCUGACUACAUAUUUUUGAAGUAGCUGUAGUUAUAGCGAACUACAAAAAGUUUGUAGUCAACCCACCCUUGCUAAUUUCCAAAAAUGGUGACUCAUGAUAGGUCUGUAGUUCAAUUUAAACAACAUAAAACAAUAGACACACUGAAAAUUGUGAACAUUUUCAUUCUUUCAAACUGUCCAUUGUUUUGUGUUUUAUAAAAAUACUCUAUGGCAACCACAUUUUUUUUUAACAGCAUACAGUGAUCAUUCACCCUCUCCCAUCCAGCAUGAUAAAAUAUUGAUAAUUAUGGAUGAGCACCAAAAGUAAAAGAAUUAUUUAUAAUUUUAAUUAAGGGGUGGCAUUUCAUCUGAAUUAUCUCAUAAUAGUAUGUUUUACUUUCUACCACAAUUAUAGGGAGAAAGUGGUGCGGCCACUCUGUACAUUGCCAGAAAUCAAGCACUCAAUAAAUUACAGCUUAGUUUGCCAGACUUUAGGUAUGUUAAAUAGACAAAUAUCACCCUUGAAUUUAUAGGAUACGCCGGUUUUCUCCCAUAGUAACACUGGACGAAUAAUUAAUGUUUUACUUGCCAGGCGUUUGUGCAUCUUAAAAGGAAUCUAUCCAGUCGAGCCAAAAAAUAAGAAAAAAGUAAACAAAGGUAGUAGUGCAAACAGAACAUAUUACUACAUCAAAGACAUCCAAUGGCUGGCACAUGAACCUGUGUUGAACAAGUUUAGAGAGUUUAAAUCAUUCUUGAAGAAAUUAAAGAAAGCAAUUGGCAAAGAAGAACCAAGAACAGCGGAAAAACUAGAGGAGAAUAAACCUGUGUACACUCUUGAUCACAUUGUGAAAGAAAGGUAUGGUUUAAACUUUUCUACAAUAUAUUUGAAUAAGUCAUAUGAUGCAUGAUUUAGGGUGUAUUAUCGGGUAUAUACUCGGGUAACAGUGUUACACUAUCUUUAUUUAGGGGUAGGGUUAGGGGUGGGGUUUGGGUUAGUGUGUGUAACACUAUGUAACACGGUGGGGUUAGGGUUAUUGUGUGUAAAGGCAGUUUUCCAGUCCUCGCACGAAGCUCCUCGCAGCUCGCUGCAAGUGCUUGCAUCUAAUUAAAAUGAACUAUUUAGCAUUGUGAUUGGAUGAAAGUGCUCAUGCAUCACUCGCAACGAGGAGCUUCGUGCGAGGACUGGAAAUCCGCCUUAACACUAUGUAAACUAUGUAACACGGUGGGGUUAGUGUGUGUAACACUAUGUAACACUGUCAGCACUCUGUAUCACUGUGUAACACUAUGUAACACUGUGUAACACUAUGUAAGAAUAUGUAGCAUUGUUUAAGACUGUGUAACACUUGUAACAGUGUUACAACUGAGUGCUAUAAUAAAGCCACCCUAAAUCGUGCAUUUGUAUAGAAUAAGUACUCAUUCAUUCAGUCAGUGGAUUGGCCUGUUAGUCGGCCAGCCAGUCAGAUUUAAAUAAAUAAAUGAACUUGUAGGUAUCCUACUUUCAUUGAUGCAAUUCGCGACCUAGAUGAUGCUUUAUCUAUGGUAGUUUUAUUCUCAAGUUUACCACAAACAGACAAAAUAGAGGUAAUGUAUAGAUACAGUACUUUAUUUAAUUAACCCAUCGAGUGCCACUGUUCUCCCCUUGAUGAGUAAAAUUGACAGCCUCCUAUUGUAACCUACAAUUUUGAAAUAAACUUUUCAAAUACUUAUUUUAUCAGGGCAAAGUUGUGAAAAAUUGUAAAAGAUUAUAUGGUUAGUUUUAUGUAAAUGUUAAUCAUUAUCAAAAAUGUAUUUUCACUAUUUUGUACUAACAUUUCCCAUGGUAAAAGUCUGUCAAUCUUUGUUUUAGUUGAGUUUCAACACUACAUAAUAGCAUCAAAGUCCUUGAGAAAGGUAAUUAUGCAACAAAACUAAAAUCUAUUUUAUUAAUUACUUUCAUUGUUUUUAUAAUGUGUUUUUAUUAAAGGGGAAGUCAAGUCCGUUCUGCACAUCGGUUCUGCUCAUAACAAUGUGAGGACCUCUAAUGUGAAAAUUGCCCAAAUUUCGAAUGUUUCGAAUUUUUCUGAACAUAAACUCUAUUUCAUAUUCAUUUAGAAGCAUAGCGAACCAAAAUAGUGUUAGAUAUUCAGACAGUACAUCAUAUUUUUAAAAAUACAGCAGUUCAAAAUGUAAACAAACCGUUUGUUUACAUUACGGACUUGACUUCCCCUUUAACAAAUUUUCUAAUUGCUAAUUAAAGUACAAAUUACAAAUUUAAUCAAUGAAAAAUAUGUUUUCUAGGUGUUCUUUUCAAUCAAAGGUAUAUAUUACCAAGCUGAAAUUUCAGGUCAUCCAGUUACAUGGAUUACACCACAUUCUUUUUGUCAAGAUGUAAGCACAAGAUUUUUCAUUGUUACUAGUUUUGAUCAACCCAUUGAGUGGCAGGCUGAGCACUCUUCCCUUGACAUCUUGAUGAGUAAAAUCGUCUGGCAUUAGCCGUUAGACAGGGUAAAAUAAUACAGACAGUAGGGUACAUCAGGGUGCAUUACCACUCAAUAUAAGUUUCGGUUUGUCGAUACACCAAAAAUAUUUCAUUUUGAUUCGUUAUGACAAAAAUGAUUUUAUCGUUCUAGAUGCCUGCUGAUGUCGACUUCAGGAUAAUGCUGACUUUCAUAGAAUUUUAUACAACACUCACUGGUUUUGUUAACUUUAAACUGUUCAAUACGGUCAACUUACACUAUCCCCCAAAGGUAACAGUGACUGCAUACGGCACAUGCAAUUUGUUUUAGUAUUACUUUUAUUGCAUAUACUAUAAUUUCUAAAAAGGCUAACAAUCAAGUAGUUGAACACAGUUGUUUCAAUAAAAUAUUACGAUCAGAGAGCGUCUGACCUAUUCCGGACAACAUUCCAACUGUCUUAUGGAACAGCCACUUUUGAAUUAAGACAGCCACUAUUUGUAGACAGCUAGAAAAAGGUUUCUUUAAACGUUAACUGGCAAGCUCUGUGAUAUUUCUUGAAUACAGUACGUACCUCAUAGUUAUCAGCUGCUCUUUACUCUAUUGCUAUAUUUCCACACUUUUUGAUUAAAAAGGCACUAAAGUAUAUAUGACAAUUAAUUUAAAGUGUGACGUUACCGAAAAUAGGCUGCCAUAACCACUUUAUUUUUGGAUGGCCAGUUUUGCCACCUUGGCUAAAAGCCUGGUCCUAUUCAAUUGUUUCAGCUUACCACGACAGAAACCACAUCCGACAAUGACAAUUCAUACUGUCAAGAAUCUGAACUGGAGUCAGAAGUAAGAUUUAAAAUGUGAAUUAAUAAAAUGCCCUGCAGAAUGUUAUAUAUGGGAGCAACUAAAUUUCAUGUACUUCAUUUUGGUCAUUUAGGGUUUGGCUGCGUUGAGUCGGUCAUUACUAACCGUUCCUAAGGGUAAGUAUAGAAUGUUACAAAACAUGAUCAGGCACUUAAUUUUUUCUUCCAAAUUCAAAACUUCCAAUGUACUCUUACUAGAAAGUACUUUCACUGGUUUCAAAACUGAAUGAAUUAUUGUUAACCAUUAACUUGUAUUGCGCCCUACUUUGUUAUUUUACUCGGUCUAACGCCAGAUGGUUUUACUAAUGAAGGGGAGAGCACUGGUACUUGAUGGGUUGAACUUUUGCUGAAAACCUUGAAAACUUGCAUAAUUAUAUCUUUCCGAUCUUCUAACGUCCUCAAUUACUGAAGAACUUCAUCAUCAAUUGACACUUCAUCCCUUUUCAACUGAUAAAAACUAUUUAACCUGCCGGUUUCUGAAGUUUCCCCAGUACAUCCUUCUUCAAUUGCCCGACAUUUUGUGCACAUGUUUUCUUUCUGUUUUAUAGAAUCUGGCGAUGACCCAGUGAUAGACGAAUUUCCAUUAGAAACCGAGGUACGACAAGCACUCAUGGAAAAAAGUGUUUAAUGUUCCUCGCAUCCUGAAUUUGCCUUUUUAAACGUUCCUCAAAAUGGAAAAUUAGACCGCACAUUUGCCACAUUAUGUCAUGCAUGCAACAACAAAGCAGGGUAACUGGUACGCCAAUGGUUGUUGCUGCGUACGUUGCACUAGUACAAACUCAGUACUCAACAUGUACUUAGUCAUUAAAAUAAGGUUCAUAAAGUACAGGUUUCUGAAAAGUAUGUUCAGACUACGAGGUAGAAAAAGAAACAAACGAUCGACUCCAACGUUUCUUGGUGCCAACAUUACUGAAUUUGUUUCACAGACAGAGGAUGAACAAGCGCAAAAAGCGAAGAACGAACAAGAGAGUCUGGACAGAUUACUAAAUCUGUUUUCUGAAUGCAAAAUAUUUUUAUCAAGAGAAGUUCCAAGGGAAAGUUUGGUAUUCAUUAUAAGGUACUGGCCAUGAACAUAACGUAACUAUUACUGGUGUAUAUGCACAAUUAAUAUGAAGGAUCAAACGAAACAGCCAUCGUCUUUCGAAGCUAAAUUGUCUAUACAUAAUGCACGUAAAACGCAAUUUGACCGCGACAGAUGGCAAGCCGGACACAAUUUCUGAUGAGAGUAUAUUUCACUGAGUGUAGGAAUAUUUUACCAUGUCACACAGUAUGAUAUACCACCAAACAUAAAUUUCUAAGUGACGAUGAGAAUUGUGCGCACAAUUGCAGGCUAAUAGCAGGCAGUUAAAUAAGCUUACUGUUCCGUUUUGUGAUUCAGGAGUUUCGGUGGAGAAGUAUCAUGGCCAAGUUCACUGGCCUUGGGAUCAAGUUUUGAAGAAACAGAUGAAACCAUUACGCAUCAGAUUGUUGACAGACCUUUACAGGGACACAGAUUUUUAUCAAGGUAGGGAGUUGGGGGACGCCUUACCCUUUUAUUUCACCCACAGUAGGCUUUGCAUUAAGUACCAUUUUAUUAUUGAUAAUUUAGUAAUGGUAGUUUUACAAAUGACAGCUUUUAUUGCUAAUAACUGUGCUUCACUCAUAUUCCCCAACAAGGAAACACCAAGUACAGUACUCAAUUUUACGUCCUCUCCAGUCUGUGCAAUCCACAUUUACAACUCAUUUUGUAUUUCACAGGUAUUACAUUCAGCCACAAUGGAUGGCAGAUAGUGUCAACUACAGACGGCUACUACCUGUAGAAGAUUAUUUUCCAGGGGUGGACCUCCCUCCCCACCUCUCGCCAUUUGUGAAGGAGGAGGAAGGGGACUAUAUCCCCCCAGAAAGACAAGCCAUGUUGGAGGAAAUGGAAGAAGAGCCGAUAGAAGAAGAUGAGAAAGAAGGUUGGUGUGUUAAAUGAUAUGUGUGAAAAUGAUAUGAUCCGUUCAUUCCCAACUUGUGUUUGGUGGCAAAUUUCCUUGUAGGAAAUUUUUGUCAUCUUAUAUACUGAAAUGCCAAAUAAUUAAAAUUAGUUAUAAUUGUUCAAAAAAUUAUAGUCAAGAGUGUCUUGUGCCAAGAUUGAAAUUAUCACAAUGUUAGGCACCAUACGAUGUUUUAUAUUUCACGUACACAGGCAACUGUAAUUUCAAUUUUGCUGGCAGGAAGAUAUAUACCGGGUGUCCCCCAAAAAACUAUACCCUGUUUGAUUUCAUGUACCGUAAAACCUAUUACAGCUAUUUCACUAAAAUAAAAAGCAUUGUAUUCACAAAGGAUUAACUUAGAUUUUGAUAUAUAACAUUUACAUUUUCGUGCGAUAUUGACACAGCUAUUGACGUUUCAAAGUUGAACUAACAUUUCUGAAAAGUUAAAAAUUAGCAUAAAACAGCAUAUCAAAUUCCAAUUUAGUUUUUGAUUAUUUUUAUUCUAUCUAAAAGAAUGCCUUUAUGAAAUUAUGUACAAAAGAAUCUAGCGUAAUUUUUAUUUUUAAAGUAAAUUUGCAAGGGAAUAAUCCAAAAUUAAAGAUAAAAUCACUGAAGUUAAAAAGAUUCCAUGUAAAGUGACAACUGCUUUCAAUUUAGUUUGAUGCGGCGAUUUUUGUUGUUUUUUCGCCAAUUUCAAAAACUCCUCGUAACUUCAAACACUUGUAUUUCUGUCAAUAUCGCACGGAAAAUUAAAUGUUAUAUAUUAAAAUCUAAGUUAAUCAUUUGUGAAUACAAUGGUUUUUAUUUUAGUGAAAUAGCUUUUAUAGGUUUUACGUUACAUGAAAUCAAAGAGGGUAUAGUUUUUUUUGGGACACCCGGUAUAUAUUUUCAAGACCAGGUUCUCUCUCUUCCAAGUUUCCGCUGCAAACAGAGCUAUACUGAGAAAUGGAUGUUUUUAGUUGUGACUUCUGGAUGUCGACAAGAGCCUGAUGUGAACUCAAGAAACGCUAAGCCAAAGACCACAGUUUUCUAAGCACUGACAUUCUUUAAUAUUCUUCAGAAGCAGACGAUGCCGAGACGAAGACAGAGACAGCAACAAUGACAAAAGAAGAAAGAAACCUCGCCAAGAUGGUUAUGCCGAAGAAAAACAAGAGAUUGCUCGAUAAAAUUGAGUAUUCCAAGAGGAAAAAGGCAUCACAGGUAAAUAAGAGAACAGUUAUUCCUGAUGACUGAUCUUAGGUCUCCAAGAUGGUAGCCAAAAUAUGUGCGAUUUAAUAGCAUCUAGAAGUUGUCAACACUUGCAAGGGCCGUGUACUAGUCCCACUUUUUUCCACGCUUUCCAGUCACAUAAUGUAAAAGGUCUAUUAGGAUUUGAAUGAUAUAUGACGUUUGUUGUGUUCCCAUUGUGUAGGUGAAGAAACUACAGGAGAAAAGGAAAGCUAUUGAUGAACAGAAAACAGCGAAGAAAAUCAAAACAAAAUGAGCUCGUGCAACAUAUGGAGGAACUCCAUCAAUAACUAUAUGUAUGAAACAACUUCUUGAAAGAGGAGAGCGCCAGGCAAGAGUCAGACUGGAAUUAGAACAGUGACCAGUGUGAUAUUUUACAGUGUGCAACGAUAUAUUAAGAAAUCUUGGUGAUUGUAAAAUGGUCAUAAAAUUGAGUGUGAACUAAAGCCUUCGGGCAUCCUGAAGGGCUGAAUGACUUUCUAUACUGUACUUAUUUCAAUGGUAAACCUCAAUACCAAACUGCGAAAGAUACGAUAUUGGAUAAAAACUAAAACGUCACAGAAAUACAUUUUGUGAAUAAUUUACAAUAUUUAACACCUGUGAACUACCUUAUGUGAAAUCACUGGCCAACUGAUUAAAUAUUCAAGCAAGCAAUCGCAGCGAGUAAAUGGCUUCGGUUUUAUUAUGUCCUUUCAAAGAAUGUUCUUUUUAUAUAUUCAGACUAAAAAUAUAUAUUAUUUCACAGUUUACAAAAUAAUUGUGUUCAAUUUUUUGUUACCGUUUUAGGAUGUACUAUUUAUAAAAUUUAUAUUAAUAUUUUUUAUACGUACAGUAUGAUAUUAAUAAGUAUAUUUAUAAGUAGAAAAUAUAUUAGUGGUAAAUUUUAAACUAUAUAAAACGGACAGAUACAAAUUCUCUUGUGAACCUUAACGUAGAAUCAGGGAUGGAUUCGGGGUGAACUCAUCAAGCUUUAGUUAUGGUAUAAGGGUAUGACCGUUAAGCAAGUACGUAAGCUGUACCAAUUUUACAAUCAUGUUAUGUUACUAUCUCGUUUCGCCCACGGUCCGUACAAGUCAGGGAGAGUAAAAUUCAAAGACGUUCAAGCACUUCUUUAGAAAUUCAAGGACUUUACAAAUCAGUGCCGUAGCCAGAACGAUAAUUGGGGGGGGGGCAAAUAUUCAUAUAUUCGUGUUCUGCUUUAUUAAUUUCUUUUGAAAUCAAUUGUUUUUAUGGUAUGUGAACACGAAUAUAUGAAUAUUGCCCACACAAUUAUCGUUCUGGCUACGGCACUGCAUACAAAUUUUGUAACCCCCCCCCAGUGGAUCCAUUUCCAGGUAGAAUUAACAAAAAUCGGUAGAUUUUAGAACAGGUUGAACGUUGAAGUGUCUUACCUCUACAACUAUAUAUACUUCUGAAAGCUGGAGUCUUGCUAAGAAGUCAAUAUUUUAAUACGUCUUUCUUCCUCCGCCUGAUCUUUCAACUGUUGUUUACGAUCUUCCUUCUUCUGUUCAAUCGAACCAAGCAUCAGCUCGCUGUAAUAAA